AUGGAAAAUCUUGGACAUAGGUUCUUGAUGAGUAGCGAUGCUAACUAUUUGGGGAGGCUUAAAUCUUUGGCGGUGGCCGUGGAUAUAAUGAAUACGAAAGAACUUGAGAUGUUCAGGCAAAUUUUAGUUGCAUGGAAUGGAAUCAUGAAAAAGUUGGAUAUAUGUUUUAAGAUGUUUAAUUUCAGUGGUUUGAAUAAGAAACAGUUUGCAUUAGCUUCGCGUUUUAUAACGCAAGGGACCGUGAUGAACACGAUGAUGAUCGAGACGUCUUUGAUUCCUCCAGUUGAGAAGUUUUAUAUAGAAGCGGCCGUUGCAAAACUGAUGGAACUUCCAAAGGGUAAUAAGAACCUUAGUAUUGGAUACUUCUGA
Messenger RNA from Arabidopsis thaliana (thale cress), 369 nucleotides. Its product is annotated as F-box/LRR protein. NCBI's taxonomy places the organism in Eukaryota, Viridiplantae, Streptophyta, Magnoliopsida, Brassicales, Brassicaceae. The transcript has 2 exons. The coding region runs from base 1 to 369 and encodes 122 amino acids. The record is from RefSeq and is marked reviewed.